AUGUGGUCGCAGGAUCCAUUUGCCUCAUACGAUGUUAACGGAAAUGAUGACAAUCCGGAACCGCGUUAUCACGACAAAGUGACUGCGUCCAAUCGUCACGGGACUCGGUGUGCGGGCGAAGUGGCUGCUGUGGCGAACAAUAGCCUUUGCGGACUCGGGAUCGCCUAUCGUGCCCGGAUCGGUGGUGUUCGUAUGCUGGAUGGAGACGUGUCCGAUGCAAUGGAAUCACGCUCACUGGGACAUCAGCUGCAACAUAUCGAUGUGUAUUCCGCCUCGUGGGGUCCGGAGGAUGAUGGCAAAACAGUGGACGGUCCAGGACGGUUAGCUCAAUUGGCAUUCCGAAAUGGAAUUCAGAUGGGUCGAGGUGGUCUCGGUUCCAUUUUUGUCUGGGCCAGUGGAAACGGUGGCAAAAGCGGUGACAAUUGCAAUUGUGAUGGCUACACAAACAGUAUCUAUACACUCGGUGUCAGUUCGGCCUCGGAGCAUGGCUCUGUCCCGUGGUAUGCAGAAAUGUGUUCGUCCACUCUAACUGUAACCUACAGUAGCGGCGGUCACGGUGAACGAGGUGUGAUCACCACGGAUUUGAAUCACACGUGCACCAACAACCACUCAGGUACGUCGGCUAGUGCUCCACUGGCGGCCGGAAUUUGUGCUCUCACCCUGUCCGCAAAUCCACGGCUGACGUGGCGAGAUUUGCAAUAUCUGGUUGUUUACACCGCUAGGCCGGACGGUCUGUAUGCGGACGACUGGCGUGUGAACGGUGUUGGCCGACGUGUAUCACAUGCAUUUGGGUGA
Molecule: messenger RNA, 795 nt
Organism: Echinostoma caproni
Lineage: Eukaryota; Metazoa; Platyhelminthes; Trematoda; Plagiorchiida; Echinostomatidae
Source: the annotation of a GenBank genome assembly